CGUGGCUGCGGGGGCGGGCGGUGCUGUGCGCUCCGCUCCGCUCGGCGCUGCCGCACCGGACCGUACGGCGGGGCGGGCGCUGCUGUUGCUGCUGGCGGCGCUCGGCGCGGCGGGGCCUGCGGCUGCUCAGCCCCGGCGGCACGAGGAGGAGCGGGAGGAGAGCGCCGGAGAGAGAGGCAGGCGUCGGACCCCGCGGCGGCGCUGCCGCGAUCGCCCCGCUCGGCUCCCUCAUGGCCGCGGGCUGCAGGGACGGCCCGGGGCAGGAGAAGUACCGGCUGGUGGUGGUGGGCGGCGGCGGCGUGGGCAAGUCGGCGCUCACCAUCCAGUUCAUCCAGUCCUACUUUGUUACGGAUUAUGACCCAACCAUUGAGGACUCCUACACCAAGCAAUGUGUGAUAGACGACAGAGCCGCACGCUUGGACAUUCUGGAUACAGCAGGACAAGAAGAAUUUGGAGCCAUGCGUGAGCAGUACAUGAGGACAGGGGAGGGCUUUCUGCUUGUUUUCUCAGUCACAGAUAGAGGAAGCUUUGAAGAAAUCUAUAAGUUUCAGCGGCAGAUUCUUAGAGUGAAAGAUCGCGAUGAGUUUCCAAUGAUUCUCAUUGGUAAUAAAGCAGAUUUGGACCACCAAAGACAGGUGACACAAGAGGAAGGCCAGCAGCUGGCACGGCAACUUAAAGUAAUGUACAUGGAAGCCUCAGCAAAAAUCAGAUUGAAUGUAGACCAAGCUUUUCAUGAACUUGUCAGAGUUAUAAGGAAAUUUCAGGAACAAGAGUGCCCUCCUUCACCAGAGCCAACACGGAAAGAAAAAGACAAGAAAGGCUGCCAUUGUGUUAUUUUCUGAGAAUCCCAAGAACCAAGCUAUCAACUGCCAGAUCAUAUUUUUCUUUCCAUCAUUUUACAUCACUUCUGGUAUUGGUCUAGCCUUAUAUGUGCAUGUCCUAAAAGUGGUCACCAGAAUAGCCUUAGUCCAAGAAGCUGGCAGAAUAGUUCUUGAAGAAGACUCGGUCAUCCUGGGGCAGACUUCAAACCAAAACACUAAGGCUGCUUCUCUAAAACCACACUUCCUUCCUUCUGUCCCUUCAGAGCUUGCACCUUGUGGAGUUUUAUUCGCAAAGGAGAUGAAACAAAACCGUGUAGGACGAGGUGUUGAAGUCAUGCAUAAGUUGUCUCUUGUGAAUUAAUUUAUUUUUACUUCUGACAUUUCAUUAGCUAUUACAGAGACCUAUAUUGGAGUAUAGAGAAUACUUUUUAAAAAAGGGGUGGAUUGGCUUUUUUUUGUUUGUUUGUUUGUUUCUGCCCUCAGUUAAAUUAGACUUGAGUAUUCAGCUAGCCUUAAGAAACCUACACUGAAUUUCAUUGUCAGCAAAAAUUUUCAUCUCUCAUUUAUGCUGCAGUUUUAUUUCGGUGGCCAAAACAUUCUACUGUAUUUAUUUUUUGAAUCCAGAACAGCUACAGGAUGAUUACUACUACUAUUAGGAUAUGGCCAAAUACCUGAGCUCAUUCUGGAUUGAGGCAUUUUUUCAGCUUAUUAAGAAAUUUCACAUUAUGUUUGAAAAUAAAUUGUGUCUUCCUUUGUAUUUCUGGGUAAGGGAUUAAGGAAAACUAAAAUUGUAGCUGUUUUUGUUUCAUGUGAUAUAAAAACGAAUUUGAUCUUUCCAUUGUCAGAGAUGAUUAAAUGUUUUUGCUAUAUACUUUUAUACAUUAUUUUCUUAUCAAACUAGUUAACAAGUAUUUUUAUAUGUUUGUAAGCAAAUAUGCUUUCACAGCAUAACUUGUGUAUAUGUAAAGAUGAGUAUUUAAUUCUCACAGUUCACUUUUAACUGACAAAAUUGUGGGAUUUGCCAAACUGUGGUAAAUUUCUCCUUACUCUCCCGGUUAUACCCAAGAAUGGCCAAUUAUGUGCCUGCCCAGCACACCUAUAGAGUAAAAUCUAGUGUUUUAAUGAAUUUCAGUAUCCCUUACUAAAGACUGACCAUUAUGUGAAUUAUUAAACUGUAAGACUUUUAACUGAUUGUUUAGUUAAACUGUGGAUGGUUGUUUAAUUUUGAGUUCUGUGGAUUGUGUUUAAACAAUUCAAGAGUAUGGUCCCUGAUAUUGAAAUACUGAGUGGUAUUGCACAGUUGUCACCUUAACUGAAUGUGUCCAACAGUUCUUUGAAACUUGAUUAUUAAGCAAACCCUUGUAUAACUUCAGGUGCUAGAAUUAAAGAUGAUCUAACCAUU
Messenger RNA from Serinus canaria (Common canary), 2223 nucleotides. RefSeq names its product RAS related 2 (gene RRAS2). Gene Ontology annotation, biological process: signal transduction. NCBI's taxonomy places the organism in Eukaryota, Metazoa, Chordata, Aves, Passeriformes, Fringillidae. Gene Ontology annotation, molecular function: GTPase activity; GDP binding; GTP binding. Bases 231 to 842 code for a protein of 203 amino acids. Gene Ontology annotation, cellular component: plasma membrane. The transcript has 6 exons. The record is from RefSeq and is a predicted model, not a curated record.